Daphnia magna is the source of this 1215-nucleotide messenger RNA. RefSeq lists its product as uncharacterized. The transcript has 4 exons. NCBI's taxonomy places the organism in Eukaryota, Metazoa, Arthropoda, Branchiopoda, Diplostraca, Daphniidae. The coding region runs from base 1 to 1215 and encodes 404 amino acids. The record is from RefSeq and is a predicted model, not a curated record.
AUGGGUGAUUCAAAUGUUAGCAAUCUAAUACCUCAAACAAUAAAUCUAUUUAAACUGUCCGACUACGCCAAUGGACUUGUUUCAAACAAUUUGAUCGAUGUCUGCCACAUUUGGUCUGGGAAAAGGGUUGUUAAUAUCGGUAUCGGAUUCGAUACCGAUAGUAGCGCCGUUAGCGAUACUCAGUAUCGGUACACUAUCGGCGCUUCUUUCAAAAACAGGUAUCGGAAGACUAUCGGUCGAGUAUCGAUCGAUAGUCGAUACCGAUACUUCGUCUGCAAACCUUUUUUUGUGUAUCCGCCGAAUUACUGUUCUCUACAAUGUCAACUCGCGUUUUCGUUUGUGAAAGUUGUUUUGAAUUUCGUGGCCCAGCUUCUAAAGUAUUCCUACUUGUAUAAAUGCAAGAAAUGUGCUCUUAAUGCGCUAAAUAAGGACAGUAAAGAGUCGUUGCUUUCAUGCAGUGACAUCUCUAGAAAUAAUCUAAAACAACAUUUGAAGUCAAGGCAUCCAUGCUUGGUUGAUGCUUUUGAAGAGGCGUGUAAGAAAGGAGGAAAGGGUGUUAAAAGGAAUGCAAUUUGCAUGGAUGAACCUGAUGCCUCAGGAUCACUCUCUCAACCAACCAUUAGAGAUUCUAUUUCUGGCAAACGUCCUAACAUUUCUAUUACGCAGUCACAGUUUGAUGAGCAGCUUCUUGAUUAUAUGGUAGGAAGCCUUCUGCCUAUUAGGCAUGUUGACAGUAAAGAAUUAAAAACUUUUUGUAAUGGAAUAUCUCAUGGAAACUUCAAAAUUAUGUGCAGACAGACUAUCGCAAAAAAGAUUGAAGACAGGUUUCAAGCAUCAAAACAAGCACUAGCCCAAAUUUUGUCUAAGUUAACCUCCAUAUGCACGACAGCUGAUGUGUGGAAAUCUCGUGGUCGAUCCUACAUGGGUGUUACCUGUCAUUGGCUUGACACCGAAACUCUUCUUAGAAAAAGUGCAUGUCUCGCGGUGAGACGUGUCUUUGGAAGUCAUACAUAUGACGUUGUAGCCAAGACUUUAUCGGCUGUGCAUAAAGAAUUUAAGAUUUCCCGCAAAAUUGUUGUUACAAUAACGGACAGUGGAUCUAACUUUCCUAAAACUUUCCGGGUUUUUUCUCGUGAAAAUGAUGUUCAGGUUGAUGAAGAUGUUGAUGAGGAAUACGAAGAUGAGGAAAUCGUAAGUUUUUUUAAUUAUGGUUGA